AUGGCCCAACCUUAUAUUGGGUUUGUAAGAAAAAUCAAGGGCUUCAAAAUCAGAAAUUGGCUUUCUCUCUCUCCCCUUUUUUUUCGGUUUACUGGGAAGGGGAGAACAGGGGAGGGAAGCAGAGGAAGGCACGAGGAGGGGGGAAAGGGAGGUCGGGGUCUGGACGGCUCGGUACCGCCGAAAAACGCCGGUGAAGGCGACGGUGGUGGUGGUUUGUGGCGGCAGGAUGCAAGGGAAAGGGUGGGAGGUGCGAACGGAGGAGGGAAACAGGGGAGUUUGGUGGCGGGUGGUGCUUGGGAGUGGGCUGAGGUGGCUCGACGGAGAGUGCAGGCGGCGGAGGUAAGUUCACGAGAGGGUGAAGGUGGCCGGAGUGGUGGCUGCAAUGAUGGUUUGCGCGGGGAUAGGGGCGAAGGGCAGGGGAGUGCGACGGGGGGAAAUAGUAGGGGAGGCGAGGGUGGUGCGUGGGGUGGAGGACGGGUGGUCGAAUGGUGUUGGGAUGAUGGUUCUGGGUUGUGGUGGUUAUGGUGGUGGCAGACGAUGGUUGUUGGUGGUGGUUGCUCGAAUCAGAGAAGAUGA
Messenger RNA from Spinacia oleracea (spinach), 576 nucleotides. RefSeq lists its product as uncharacterized. Lineage: Eukaryota; Viridiplantae; Streptophyta; Magnoliopsida; Caryophyllales; Amaranthaceae. The coding region runs from base 1 to 576 and encodes 191 amino acids. The transcript has a single exon. The record is from RefSeq and is a predicted model, not a curated record.